Messenger RNA from Aspergillus ochraceoroseus IBT 24754, 922 nucleotides. RefSeq names its product glutathione S-transferase. Bases 98 to 856 code for a protein of 252 amino acids. The record is from RefSeq and is a predicted model, not a curated record. Lineage: Eukaryota; Fungi; Ascomycota; Eurotiomycetes; Eurotiales; Aspergillaceae. The transcript is spliced from 3 exons.
GGAUAUAAAAAGCCUUCCCAGGUCCCAAAUUAUUCUCUCUCGGCCCAUCUCCAGCUUUUGAUUCGGGAUCUGUGUUUCUAAACCUACUGUCGCCGCCAUGGCUUCCGACGUCAAAGUCACUCUUUACUGGCUGGAAAAAUCCCGAGCGCAUCGCAUUCUCUGGCUUCUAGAAGAGCUCAACGUACCAUAUGAAGUGAAAACGUUCCAGCGCGGGGCCGACAUGCUCGCUCCACCGGAGCUCAAGGAGAUUCAUCCUCUCGGUAAAUCCCCCGUCAUCGCCAUUGAGUCUCCGGGCGCCUCGAAGCCGCUGGUUCUUGCGGAGUCGGGUUUGAUCGUCGAGUACCUCUGCGAUCACUUUGGAGGAGAGAGGCUCAUCCCGACCCGGUAUUCAAAGGGCAAGGAGGGCCAAGUGGGUGGCGAGACGGAGGAGUGGAUGCGAUAUCGGUAUUAUAUGCAUUUCUCUGAAGGAAGCUUGAUGCCGUUCUUGGUCAUGAAGCUGCUUAUGGAUUCCCUCAAAAACGCGCCUAUUCCGUUCUUUUUGAAAUUCAUCCCCCAGAUGGUGGCAAACCAGGUUGAAGCCCAAUUCCUCAACCGCAACAUCACUACCACCCUGGAAUUUCUCGAGGGCCAGCUCGAAACUAGCCCGGAAGGUGGCCCGUUUUUCUGCGGUAGCAAGGUGACGGCUGCCGAUAUCAUGAUGAGCUUCCCGUUGAUUGCAGCCCACGCAAGAAUGCCGCUGCAGGGCCAGUACCCAAUGCUGGCGCGGUUUGUAGAGAAUGUCGAACAGGAAGAGGGUUACAAGAGAGCCAAUGCGAAGAUUGAGCAGAUCGAUGGGAAAUUCCAAGCUUCUUUGUGAUUGUACUGCAGAUAUCCCAAGUUCUCUGGUGAUAACCAAAAUUCAAAAGUGUUUUGAUGCUACCAU